Messenger RNA from Dermatophagoides pteronyssinus (European house dust mite), 1745 nucleotides. It is a transcript of the gene Ttc26, whose product is annotated as tetratricopeptide repeat domain 26. Gene Ontology annotation, biological process: intraciliary transport involved in cilium assembly; intraciliary anterograde transport. Gene Ontology annotation, cellular component: intraciliary transport particle B; ciliary basal body; ciliary base. Gene Ontology annotation, molecular function: protein binding; intraciliary transport particle B binding. The record is from RefSeq and is a predicted model, not a curated record. Lineage: Eukaryota; Metazoa; Arthropoda; Arachnida; Sarcoptiformes; Pyroglyphidae.
AUGUCUAUAUAUAGACAAAACGCACAUUUGAUUUUAAUUAUCCUAUCUAGAUAUAAUUUAAAACCAUCGAAUGAAAAUGUUGUUGAUUCCAAUAAUGUUAAAAAUAAAUCGAAUUUAAUACCAACAUUUGAUGAGUUUGUUGCUAAAAGAGAUUAUGUUGGAAUAUUGACAUUGAUUGAGUGUAAUGCUGGACCGGAUAAGAAUAAUAUUAUACAAAAUGAAUUAUGGCGAGCGUUUGCUCAUUUCCGUCUUGGUGAAUAUAGAAAAGCAAUCGAAACAUAUGAAAAGAUUAAACGUAAUAAAGAAUCGAAUAAUUCACAACAAAUUUCCAAUGUUGAACUAUUAUCAUGUUGUUGUAAAUUUUAUUUGGGUGAAUCUAUUGAUCAGAAAUUCAUCGAAUCAUACGAUGGGCCGUAUAAACCAUUGGCUGAAAGGCUAAAAAUUUAUCUCGAUUUAAAAAAUGACGAAUCCACCAUAGAAUCUAUGGAUCGUAUACAGAAGGUUUUAUCGAAAACCGUGGAAGAUCAACUAUGUCUUGCAUCAGUGCAUUUUUAUCGAAAUCAAUAUCAAGAAGCCAUUGAUAUUUAUAAAAAAAUUCUUCUUGAAGAUAAAAAUUAUCUUGCUCUGAAUGUCUAUAUUGCUCUUUGUUAUUAUCUACUUGAUUAUUACGAUGUUAGUCAGGAAGUAUUGGCAUUAUAUUGGCAAAAACAUCCCAAAAGUAUCAUAGCUAGCAAUUUAAAAGCUUGUAAUAACUAUCGAUUGUAUAACGGAACAACAGCCGAAAUGGAGCUACGAAAUUUGAUUGAAUCAUUUCCGACAAAUUUUUCCUAUGCAAAAGAUUUUAUUCGACAUAAUUUGGUUGUAUUUCUCAAUGGUGAAGGUGCUUUCCAAGUGUUACCAUCUUUGAUGAGAACAAUUCCUGAGGCAAAAUUGAACCUUACAAUCUUUUAUCUAAAAAAUGAUAAAAAUGAUGAAGCAGAUAAUCUGAUCAAAAAUGUUGAACCUAAAAUACCAAUCGAAUACAUUUUAAAAGCAAUAAUCAAUUCAAAUAUUGGACAAAGUCAAAAUUCACAUGAACAUCUUAAAAUUGCACAGAAUUAUUUUCAAUUAGUUGGAAGUAGUCCGGCCGAAUGUGAUACAAUUCAAGGUCGUCAAUGUAUGGCAUCGUAUUUCUUUUUGAUACGACAAUUCGAAGAAGUCGUACUUUAUCUAAGUUCAAUCAAAAGUUAUUUUUACAAUGAUGAUGCAUUUAAUUUCAAUUAUGGCCAAGCUAAAAUGAUGAUGCAUUCUUUUAAGGAAGCGGAAGAGGCAUUAUUAAUGAUUGAAAAUGAAAAUCUUAAAAAAGAUCUUGUCUAUAUUUGUUGUUUGACUCGUUGUUAUAUCAUGAAUGCAAAACCAACAAAAGCAUGGGAUAUGUAUCUAAAAUAUCAACAAUCAAAAGAAUCAACAAUUCUUUUGCAUUUAAUUGCAAAUGAUUGUUAUAAGAUGGGACAUUUUCUUGUAGCUCUUCGUGCAUUUGAUAUUUUGGAAAAAUUGGACAAAAGUCCCGAAUAUUGGGAAGGUAAACGUGGUGCAGCAGCUGGUGUAUUGCAAAAAAUUCUUAAUAAACAUGAUCCAAUUGAACAUCUUUAUGAAGCCAUAAAAUUGUUACGUAAUUCAACUAAUCCACAGGCAAAUCAAAUGAUUACAAUAAUGAAAAAUUAUUCACAAGAAAUGUAAUGUUUGUAAUGUUUGUAAUGAUUUAU